Messenger RNA from Suillus fuscotomentosus, 921 nucleotides. RefSeq lists its product as uncharacterized. Bases 152 to 802 code for a protein of 216 amino acids. The transcript is spliced from 4 exons. The record is from RefSeq and is a predicted model, not a curated record. NCBI's taxonomy places the organism in Eukaryota, Fungi, Basidiomycota, Agaricomycetes, Boletales, Suillaceae.
CCGCAAGCAUGAAUCUUAUGCGUAUGAUCACGGAUGCACCGCAACUUGACGCUGACCUCCAAUUCGCACUUAUAUACUAUGCUCCUGGCUCAUAUGGUCUUCCCCAUCACAAGCAGCCCCUUGUCAUACGACUUUGAAACGACAGUCAACGAUGCGUGCCUCUGCAGCCUGCCUCGUAGUCUUGUCGGUGGCUACUACCUUUGUUUCAUCACAUCCAAGCACUGAGUCUUAUUUGACUCGGUCUUUCCGGGUGCUGUCGAGUCCGUCGUACAAAAGACAAAGCAGCACCGUUCCUCCACAGUGUACCUCGAUCUGCGAUCCUGUCAAUGAUGAAGUGAAUGAUGGAUGUCCUAUGACCACAUGCUGCACCCAGUCCUUUGAAACAAGCUACUACGACUGCCUCUUAUGCGCACAGAGUGAUUUGGACGGACUCUACGUCUCUUGCUCUGAUUACGGCUAUUCACUUCAAGAGCUCACUCUUCCUGGUCAAAACCCGUCUCGCACUCUCUUGACUUCUUCCAGUACUAGAACUUCUACUGAUGGCGGUACUUCACCUUCACCUACGUCUGUAUCGUCACCUACGUCCUUGUCGGUGCCUACAUCCAUCCAGACGACCACUAUACUAUCUUCAAGUACUUCGCUUGGCUCGUCUGGGACGUCGACCUCUGGCAAUGGCACUGCGACUUCGUCCGCAUCCGAGCCUACAACUUCAAGUGCUGCGCUGGGGCUGAGCACAGGAGGAAGCGGAAUCUUGGCCUUGUUCGCUACUGCUGUAGGAUUAAUCGUGCUGCGAAACAGCUGAUUGGGAAAACUUUAUAGUUUUUUUGCUCGCCAACAUGAGGCUGGUGCUACGUAGCCUUAAACUUGUACUAUAGACAAUGACACGUGACAGAAUAUUGAUCAAUCUCUCAUCACAUAUAA